AGAUCAAUUCCAUAUGCGAAGGCUUUUGAUACAUCUAGUUGUCCUUCUAGUACUAUUACUAGAAGGACACAAUGUUCUAGGGUUUGCAAGUGCGCCAGGGACCUAUCCAGAAGAAGAAACACGAGCUGGUAAUGAUAUGGAAGUGCCCAAAAAUCCAUAUGAAAGCACAUGGACCGGAUAUGAUUUUUAUUAUGAAAAGGAGCCAAAGAAGGUCCCACCCUCCGCAGGCAGCGGAAAAAUGCCAGCGUUCCAGUCGAUCGCGUCCAUCUCAACAGACCGUGAAUCUCCAGAAGACCCAGGAAAUAGUGGUUAUUUAGCGUCCGGAGCCGAAUCUGGACCCAAGAAAACCACGUCGAAACCUGCAACAACACCCACUCCAGAACCUACCACUACUCCCGUAGAAGAAGAAAAAGUAAAAGUGUCGCCGAGCAGUAGUACUAAAGAUCCAUCAAAGCUGCACAAAACCACCAAAACACCUGUCACUAUCACAAAUAUAAUAUCAACCACCACUGCACCACCAGCGCCAUCUAGAGCACCAGAAAAUGAUCCGGAAUCCGGAUCCGACCAAUCGGAGAGCACUGAUAAUUUGGAUUUACUUUACGGCGGGGGAAGUUCUGCCACAGCCACCGGGGAGGAUAAGAAAGACCCUCCCAAACUGCAUGAUCCACCUCCACCGCAUCCAUCUGCACCACAAAACCUUUUAACCCAAUUGAUUCAAAAGAAGAAGGAUGCACCAAACAAAGGAUCAUCUGAGAAAAGUUCCAAAUGGUCAGAUGAUCAUGCUUCCGGGUAUCCGGAGGGAAGUGCUCCUAGCGCUGAGCCAUCUGAAAACCAGUAUGAGCAAGAUGGUUCUAUUCCAUCGUCGAAUGACUACAAAGAGCUCACAGAUGUACCAGGUACAAAGCCAAGCUCUUCAGCUUCACGUGGUUCAAAUAUGGCAGGUAACCCCACAGCACCGCUCACCACCACUCAGCACACUUUUGCACCAAACAGCACUGAAACAUCAAGAUCUUCUACUAGCAGAGGAAAGGCUCCUGGGACCGAACCUAAGUCUGAAGCUCGGUAUAGCUCUCAGAAUCCUUACUCAGACAACUCGAGCACCCAGAAGCCAGAAUACGAAUCUGGAUACCCAGCGGUGUCUGGAGCAAACUCAAGAGCCCAAAUUCCUAAUAUCACGGACUACACUAAACCAUCAGCAGUGUCAAUUGAAUACGCAUCAAGCUCGAAGGAAAGGUCUGAUCCUCCAUUUUCAACACCCUUAACAUCUAAUUCACAACAUGUACUUACACAGCCAAGGCCAAGGGAUUAUGAAGAUGGCCCGCAGGAGACAACUCGGACAAAAGCUAGUGGCACAAAAUCACCUAACUCACUCCAAGCACCUCAACAAACUGCAGCACAUCUCAUGAAAAAUGCCAGAGCACCUGGUCCGGAGCCAAGUCUUCACAGCACUACCACUCACCACGUACAAACACCAAUUAUCACCAUAGCACCCAAGUUUUCAGAACCAUCACCAUAUGCAGAAAAUAUUAUGCUUACACCAAAGCAGGCACCUGGCACCGAACCUCGGUCUAACUCUCAGAACCCUCAAACAGAUCGGUUAGCCUCCCAAUCAGGAUAUGAAUCCGGCGGGCCUGGACGUCCACAAAAUGUUUCAAUAAGACACCGAGAGAAUCCAAAGGGAUCUGAUGCAAUUUCAAGAACCGCUAUUACUCCUUCUAAGAUUGAUUACUUUGCACCAUCGUCACCAACAGGGCCAAUUGGAUAUGAACGUCAAGUCCCGAGUUUCAAGGAAGGACCAGAUCAUCAAUAUACAAAAUACUCCACGCUCAAUUCACCACCUGCACCAUCACCACAAGAGUCAAGCACAAUCACUCACCAUGUCUCCACAUCACCCGACUUUUUAGAGCCAUCAUCAGAAAGUUCUGUGCUCUUACCGAAGCAAGCACCCGGCACCAAUCCGAGCACGUCUAAUAGUCCACCUGGAUAUUCUGAACUAAUUGGCCCCUCUGGUCCCGGUAAUGGUCUACCUGAAGCACCCAGUCACGCCGCACAAAACAUUCCCAGAGCACACACGUUUUCAGAGUCACAAGGGUACGAACCGAUGGGAAACAAUGGGCCAAGUAUCUUUGAGGGUCCUGGAACAGAAUCUGGAUAUUCUGAGCCUAAAGCUCUUAGUACUGCGUCACAAAAGACUAAACCAGAUGACAAGCCAUACGAAAUACCACGUAGCAUUGAGCCCAGCAAUUCGAAACCAUAUCCAUCUGACAGUUCCUGGUCUGACCAUGACAAUGCUCCUGGCAGUGAGCCAAGCUACAUCCCGGACGUUUUAGACUACGGAGCACGAGCCAAUAAUCACGCGGGCAAAAUGAUGAAUAUGUCACAUGCCACGUCACCAAGCACCGGUUCACCAUCUAACUCGAACAAUGCGAUUUCCGCACGAGACCCAUAUGAUCACUUUGGCACUAUCACUGCACCAUCUGACAUUCCACGUGCCAAUUCAAAUUUUGAAGAAUACCCGGACGAUGGAGGAUAUGACGGGACGAAUGAUGUGGCAAUUGUGCCUUUGAGAACACAGCACGGCACAAAUCCUUCCACCAUCACUACCACGAACACUCAAGUGAGAGCACAAAUUUCAGAAAUUGAUCGGAUUGCUGAAUCUUUCGAGAACUCGGCGCGGGAACCUGUGGAGUAUGAACAGCGAAUUACUAGUGAAUCAUCGAAGGGAAUUACAGCUGUAACCGGAAAAGAUUUUAUGAAGAAGCUUGGAAGAAAGUCGCCAACAUGUUGCUCAUGUUGUGACGAGAAGCAGUCUGUGAGCAGAAAUAUUGAGACACAGGCUGACCCAUUGCAUGUUCAACACGCAGUCGACCCAUCACGGCAGUUAGUCGAAUCCGAGCCAGUGCAGAACUUUGUCCCUCUCCAGAACACCGUUGGAGGGAACGCCUAUAUUCAGCCACAACCAGUCGCUCAACAACAAACCAUCUACCAACAACCUUUCCAGCAAUACCAACCACAGUACCCACAAUCUUAUCAGCAACCAUCCUGCGGGUGCCAGCCACAGCCUCAAAACUGUUGUGCUCCACCUGCUCCUUGCUGUCUCCCAACAAUUCCAUGUUGUCCACCAAUACCUUGCUGCCCGCAACCGAAGAUUUGCUGUCAGCCAGCGCCAGUCUGUCUCCCUCCACCAACUUGUUGCUCGAUUAACUUUAAACUUCCGACUAUUCCAAUCUGUGGUAGAGCCUGCCCAUCGUGUCCAUGUCGACGGAGAAUGCACAAAUCACGUCGUCUCAAGCGUCACUCAAUUAACUCGAACUGUCAUCAGUGCUCUUCUGCCGGUGAGCCAUGGAGAUCUGUGUUGCAUCACCGAGAGAAACGUGCAGCUCCGGGAUGCACUUCCGGUUUUUCGACGAUGAGUCAAAAUUCGUGUGGCACAUGUGGAGCGUCAAAUCUCAGAUCGCCACGUGUCAAGCGUAUGGGAUGUCUGCCGUGUCUGGGAAGAAAGAAGCGAGAUACCGAUGAGAAUUCUCAUAUUAGAGUGAAGAGAAUGGGAUGUCUUCCAUGCCUGGGUCGUAAGAAACGCAGUACCCUAUCACAAUCGGGAUGUUCUCAAUGUAAUAGUAUGGGUCAUUUGUUCAAUCGCUACAAGAGGAGUCUAUUUGGAGGAUGUUCGCCGUGUGCACCACAGCAACCCUGCGGAUGUGGCCGUAAGAAGCGAUCGGUCACCAUGAAGCUCGUCAAGAGAGCUCCGAUGCAGUGUGACUCCACAUGUUGCGACUUUUCAAGAUGUCCAUAUCGCCAGAAGAAAGAAGCGCUGGUGCCGUUUAUGUAGAGCUCACAGAUGAUAAGAUCACAUCGACGGGUUGUACAUACCUCAUAGAAUCAUCAUAUUGACUGCUUAUUUCUCAGAGUGUUUUUGAAACAUAUUAUUAAUACAAUAAAUUGCAAUAGUUC
Molecule: messenger RNA, 3951 nt
Organism: Caenorhabditis elegans
Lineage: Eukaryota; Metazoa; Nematoda; Chromadorea; Rhabditida; Rhabditidae
Gene: K08E7.5
Product: Prion-like-(Q/N-rich)-domain-bearing protein
Exons: 15
Coding region: 14-3829 (1271 amino acids)
Source: RefSeq, marked reviewed